This is a messenger RNA of Calidris pugnax (ruff), 1375 nucleotides long. It is a transcript of the gene TRIM63, whose product is annotated as tripartite motif containing 63, E3 ubiquitin protein ligase. Gene Ontology annotation, molecular function: zinc ion binding. Bases 44 to 1105 code for a protein of 353 amino acids. Lineage: Eukaryota; Metazoa; Chordata; Aves; Charadriiformes; Scolopacidae. The record is from RefSeq and is a predicted model, not a curated record. The transcript is spliced from 9 exons.
GGGUGCUGCCGGCAGUUGAGAGAGGGUGAGAGGAGUCGUUCCGAUGGAUUUCCAAGCCGGUAUCCUGCAGGAUGGCAACCCCAUGGAGAGCCUGGAGAAGCAGCUCAUCUGUCCCAUCUGCCUGGAGAUGUUCAGCAAGCCCGUGGUGAUCCUGCCCUGCCAACACAACCUCUGCCGCAAGUGUGCCAACGACGUCUUCCAGGCCGCCAACCCGUACUGGCAGAGCCGGGGCAGUGUGAUUUCGGGGGGUCGGUUCCGGUGCCCGUCGUGUCGCCAUGAGGUGCUGCUGGACCGUCACGGUGUCUAUGGGCUCCAGAGGAACCUGCUGGUGGAGAACAUCAUCGACAUCUACAAGCAGGAGUGCUCCAGCAGGCCACUGAAGAAGGGGGAGCACCCCAUGUGCAAGGAGCACGAGGAUGAGAGGAUCAACAUCUACUGUGUCACCUGCGAGGUCCCCACCUGCUCCAUGUGCAAGGUCUUUGGUGCCCACAAGGACUGCGAGGUCGCCCCCCUGCAAACCGUCUUCCAGGGCCAGAAGACCGAGCUGAACAACUGCAUCUCCAUGCUGGUGGCGGGGAACGACCGGAUCCAGACCAUCAUCUCCCAGCUGGAGGACUCGUGCCGGAGCACCGAGGAGAACAGUGAGGCGGCCAAGAGGGAGCUGUGUGCCCGCUUUGAUGCCCUGGCAGCGGUGCUGGAGGAGAAGAAGUCGGAGCUGCUGCAGCGCAUCACCAACGAGCAGGGGGACAAGACGGGCUUCGUCCAGGGCCUCAUCCGCCGGUACAAGGAGCAGCUGGAGAAGUCAAGUCGGCUGGUGGAGACAGCCAUCCAAGCCAUGGAGGAGACUGGAGGGGCUGCCUUCCUCAUGAACGCCAAGCAGCUCAUUAAAACGAUCGUGGAGGCCUCCAAGGGUGGCAGGCUGGAGAAGAUUGAGCAUGGCUACGAGAACAUGGACGCCUUCUCAGUCAGCCUGGACCACCUCACCGAUGCCAUCCGUGCCUUGGACUUCGACUCUGCUGAGGAAGAUGAGGAGUACUUUGAUGGGGAGGAAGAAGAGGGAGAGGAGGACGUGGCGCCCGAGAGGGCAGUGAUGGCUCCCCAGUAGCCGCAGCGACGUUGCCGGCGCAGGAGAAACGCCGCGGGCGCAGGAUGUCCGGCGACGGGACUCGGGACAGGGCAAGAGGAGGGGGGGCCACAAGCCCCCGGGGGGGCCGGUGGCCUCGGGAGCCAGAGCCUGCUCCAUCCAGCACAGGACACUUUUCUAUACGGGUGCAAACAGGACAAUUCCGCACGUUUUGUAUCUUCCUUCUUUUGUAUAUCGUUGUCACUGAUUCGAAUUUUGUGUAUUUUGUAAAGAAAACUGGUGUUUUGAGUG